Messenger RNA from Haliotis rufescens (red abalone), 4505 nucleotides. RefSeq lists its product as uncharacterized. The coding region runs from base 525 to 3320 and encodes 931 amino acids. The record is from RefSeq and is a predicted model, not a curated record. Lineage: Eukaryota; Metazoa; Mollusca; Gastropoda; Lepetellida; Haliotidae. The transcript is spliced from 7 exons.
AACACGGUCACGCUUGGGCGAGUUGUCACUAGACUGGCCCUUUUGUAACACUAGUAUAAACAGCCUAGCUGUAUUCUCCCCGCUGCAGGUAUAACAGGAUAUAGACAAUCUCCAGCACAUCGUGGUUCAAAUACAGUUAACACGGAAAUAUUAUUUAGCAGUUCGCCAUUAGCGCCAGUGCGGUGGUACGUGUAUCGACCCAAGCGUGGUGGCCUACAGACAAGUCUUAGGCUGAAUAUUCUGGUAAUAUAAUAGUUUACCAACAAUGCUCAACAGGAAGUAGAGAGACAGAAUGCACGCCUAUUGAGGCCGAAAUACGGACACGACAUCCUGAAGCAAACUGCAUAAAUAGUACAUAGAAAUAUACAGAGCAGUCGUGCAGAGUUGCUGUAUAUUUCAAAGACUGACUGAACAUUAACAGACGGGCAGACAGGACAACUGCUUGCUUUAGACAUGGCAACCCUUCACGUUUUGGAAGCUAAAAAUUCGCUAGUCUUCUAGAUCCGACCUCUGAACAUCUCACAAUGGAUGAUUCUAUUGAUGAAGACGAUUAUAUAACUGCCGUGCCUCAAAUCGACCCUAUCAAAAAUACUAUUGUCCUAUCCACUUCGUUUCUACUAUGUUACACGGCGUUUCAAGCUAUUCAGAACCUUCAGAGCAGUUUGAACCAAGCCGCAGAUCUCGGAGUCACAUCGUUGGCCUGUGUUUAUGGAAUGAUCAUCCUGGCUGGGAUACUGUCUCCGAUGAUUAUUCAUAAAAUAGGCACUAAACGGGCUCUGGUGCUGGGCUGGGCUUCCCACUGUUUGUACACGGCUGCCAACUUUUACCCGACGUGGGGAACGCUUGUCCCAGCGUCGUUGCUGUUGGGCUUCUUUGUCGCGCCGAUGUGGACGUCCCAGGGCGUGUACAUCACAACAAUGGCGGAUAUUUACAGCCGAAGUAAAAAUGUGGGAAACCAUGAAGCAAUGAGCAAGCUGUUUGGGAUAUUUGGACUCAUUUUUCAAGCAGCUCAGAUCACCGGAAGUCUCAUUGCUUCGCUUGUACUUUUUCGCGACGCGAAGGAAGAUUUUCCCGCCAACGUGACGAGAGUGUGCGGAGCAGACGACUGCCCUGGGAUAGCCAGCAGCACAACUCAGAUCCCCCAUCCAACACCUUCACUUGUGAACAUUCUGAUGGGAGUUUAUUUCAUGUGUGCCUUUUUGGGUCUACUCCUGACAAUGUGCUGUCUGACCCCAGUCACGAGGCUAAGUCUCACGGAUGCGACACCGGCGUCCAAGGUGCUGGAGUGGUUCACGUCACUGAAGGAUGUCAAUCUGGUGCUGCUACUGCCGUUCUACUUCGCCAAGUCCAUGGUCGUCGCCAUCUUGCUGACCAGCUUUACCAAGGCCUACGUGAGCUGCACCGUCGGUAUCAAGAUGGUGGGUUACGUCAUGGCGUGUUACGGAGGGUCAACGUCUCUGGUGUCAUACGGCGUGGGCAGACUAGCCAAGUAUACCAGCCGCUACCCACUCUUUGCUGCUUCCUAUCUACUGGAACUUGGGGCGUUGCUCUUCAUGUUGCUAUGGAAACCUAGCCCCGACAAGCUGUAUAUAAACUUUCUUUUCACCCUUGUCUGUGCCGCCAGUGACGGUAUAUGGCAGACUCAGAGUGGGUCUCUGGUUGGUAUAUUUUUUGCACACAAAAGGGAAGCAGCCUUCGCCAUAUUUUCCACGUUCGGGUCUGUGGCCUUCGCUGUAACACUGGCUUACGACCAGUACGUAUGUCUCAGCACGAAACUCUACGUAAGUAUCGCGCUAUGGAUUGUGGGAUCGAUCUGUUACGUCACAGUGGAACUGAGAGUUGCGUUUGAGAAGAAGAUUGUCCAAGGGUAUGAGGAAAUCAACACAGACGACGUGCACAAAGUGGACCUCGACGACAAACUCAACAUCCCAAUGAAGCCGAUGAAGAACACCGUCGUCCUGGCCUUCUCAUUCUUCGCCGUCUACACGGCCUUUCAGGGAAUCCAGAACAUCACGACCAGCAUCCUUCAAGACAAGGGGCUGGGAGCUGCCUCCCUUGCUUGUAUCUAUGCAAGUUGUAUCGUGACGUCCAUAAUAAGCCCACUAUACGUACAGUGCGUGGGGUUAAAGCCGACCUUUAUUAUUGCCUUCGUUAGCCAUUGUUUAUUUUGUGUAAGUAACUUUUAUCCAAGAUGGUGGACACUGAUUCCGACAUCUAUUCUGUUAGGUCUGUCGGUAUCGCCCAUGUGGGUUUCCCGACAUCUCUACAUCAAUGCCAUGGGGGCAUCGCACACCAAAAACACGCAAAUAGAUCUCCAUGGGUCCCUCAGUAAACACAAUGGAAUCUUCUUUGCCUUCUUCUCCAUGGCCCAAGUGACGGGGAACUUUCUGUCGUCGGUUAUCCUUCAUCAAAGCUCAGCUGACCAAUCAGAUCUGAAUCAGACAAAGAUUUGCGGCGCUGACGAUUGUCCAGGGAUCGCGAACAAGACGACAACGAUCGUCCGACCGGACCCUGAUGUGGUCACGUUGUUGUUCGGCAUCUAUCUGGCGUGUCAGUUAGCGGGGCUUGGGGCAACCGUGCUGUUUCUUCGACCCUUGACACUUGAAGGGAGCGACCGGAAGAGCCUGAUAAGGUCGUCACUGGCAUGCUGCACUGUGCUGAAGAAGAAGGUGCUGUUCCUGUUGAUGCCACUGUCCAUAUCUCAGGCUGUCAACACGUCCAUUCUGCUCACAGGUUUCACCAAGGCCUUCGUGAGCUGCUCUGUUGGCGUCAAGAUGGUUGGCUACGUCAUGAUGACAUUCGGCAUAAUAGCGGCGCUCUCCGCCAUAACCUUCGGCCAUGUCGCCAAAUACGCAGGUCGUAAACCUCUGAUAGCUCUUACACUAGCCGCAGACAUCACUACCCUGGUGGCUAUGUUACUAUGGAAACCGAUUCCUGAAGAAAUGUACCUGUUGUUCAUAAUGCCAUCAAUAUGGGCGAUUGGCGACGGGAUCUGGUCGACUCAAAUCAAUUCUUUGAUCGCCAUGACCUUCCCCAACCAUCAGCCGGCCGUGUUCUCCAACCUCGGGACGCUCGGCAGCAUAGGCUUCACCUUCGUGCUCAUCACAGACCGACUAAUGUGCCUCCGGACCAAGUUCUACAUCGCCAUAUUUCUGUGGGCCUUGGGGGUUGUCGGCUUCAUCGCCUUGGAGAUUGUUCUCAAGCUGGUACAGCCAGAUGAGGCGGCUGUCUCCUACCAUCGUGUGUGCAGAGUGUCUGACGACGAAGAUGAUGAUGUCGUUGAGUUUGAUUGCAAAACUCAUCAAUCCAAGGUCGAUUAGGAUAAAUUGUUUCUUGUUCUACCAGUCACUGUUAAAGCACUACAUCACAACACUCAUACUUUGACAUCGGUGAGGUAUAGGGUCGCUGGACAUUUUAAUUUUAUUUUUAUAUAUUUUAUGUAUUUUUUUCUUCGGAUAAAUGUAGGAUAACACAAGUUAAUACAAUACUAAAAAGAGUUAGUUUGACAUCGUAGUUUCAAUUAAGGGUAUUUGAUAAACUACUUAAAGACGUUAUGGACCACCCGAUACUUUUGUAUUACUAUAGUUAAUCUCUAAUGCCAUGACGGAUUAGCUAUAGUACGUUUGAGGACUAUAUAUUGAGUAGCGUAUUUUGUCCAGUAUUGGAGUUGUUGUUAUUCAUUCCGAUCAAUGGGUACAAGUAGGUCACAUGUAUUAUAUUACUGGAUGGUUUAAGAGUUAAACGUCGAAAAACAAUUGGUGACACACGCUCUGAAAUCCCUAGGGCGGCGUGAACCCAUAUUCACCACCCACCCACUCACAUGCUCUAAUAUCCCUAGGGCGGCGUAAACCCAUAUUCACCCACCCACCCACUCACAUGCUCUAAUAUCCCUAGGGCGCGUAAACCCAUAUUCACCCACCCACCUGCUCACAUGCUCUAAUAUCCCUAGGGCGGCGUGAACCCAUUUUCACCACCCACCCACUCACAUGCUCUAAUAUCCCUAGGGCGGUGUAAACCCAUAUUCACCACCCACUCACUCACAUGCUCUAAUAUCCCUAGGGCGGCGUGAACCCAUAUUCACCACCCACCCACUAGCAUGCUCUAAUAUCCCUAGGGCGGCGUGAACUCAUAUUCACCCACCCACCCACUCACAUGCUCUAAUAUCCCUAGGGCGGUGUAAACCCAUAUUCACCACCCACCCACUCACAUGCUCUAAUAUCCCUAGGGCGUGUAAACCCAUAUUCACCCACCCACCCACUCACAUGCUCUAAUAUCCCUAGGGCGGUGUAAACCCAUAUUCACCACCCACCCACUCACAUGCUCUAAUAUCCCUAGGGCGGCAUAAACCCAUAUUCACCCACUCUCAUGCUCUAAUAUCCCUAGGGCGGUGUAAACCCAUAUUCACCCACCCACCCACUCACAUGCUCUACUAUCCCUAGGGCGGUGUAAACCCAUAUUCACCACCCACCCACUCACAUGCUCUAAUAUCCCUAGGGCGGCGUGAA